AUGGCAAACAUGCUGAGUAGCUUCUCCUACGUCGUCGUUCUUAGAUUUGAAGACAGUAAUUGCUCCACUUUGUACUACGGCUAUGGGACUACAGAGCUCGGUGAAUGUGUCGAGAACAAAUAUCAAAGAGGAUACUCGAUCAGUACUCUGGACGCAAACAAUUCAGCUUCAAUUGAGUAUUUCGCCGAUUCGAGUUGUUCAUUGGCGUAUGCAUCUGAGACUGCCACUAAUGCUGCCGUGAUAAACCAAGAAUGCAGCUCCAACAACUAUGUGUGGUAUACGGGAAGAACUCAGGAAGUUGUGAGUAGUAGUAGCAGCGAUAUCAACACCAGCUCUUGGAGCAGCAGCCACAGCGAAGAUGGCGGAAAAUAUGCACCCAUACCUGACACCCCCACUGCUGACACCCCUCCGACUUCAAAAGAGUCCUCCAGCAGUGACGUUAGUGCUCUUACCAUCGUUAGUUUUGUCUUCAGCUGCAUAGUGCUCGCACUGGUAGCUGUUAUCAUCGUGUUGUAUCGACGCCUGAAGAGACAGACACCAGUCGAGAGUCGCAGUGGCCUCUGGGACGACGACACCAUCACCGCAACUCGAAUCCCGCGAAACAAGAUUUCCGUCGAGAAACUUUUAUGCCGGGGAGCGUUUGGAGAAGUUUACUCGGGAGUCUUCAACCGACAGCAAGUGGCCGUCAAGAUGCUGCUACCAGCCACGCGCUCCAACCUCCAGCACGUGAAUGAGUUUCUAACCGAGGCCAAGAUGACUGCGAUGAUGGACCAUCCACAUAUCGUCUACUACGUCGGUGUCGCGUGGGACUCGCUAUCCGAUCUCUGCGUCCAUCAUCCUGUCGGGAUCGACAGACAGAAAGCCACCAUCGCGCUUCACAUCUGCCACGCGCUCACAUACCUGCACUCGUUAUCAUCGCCUGUUAUUCAUCGAGAUCUCAAGUCGCGCAACGUUUUAUUGGACCAGUCGAUGACGGCAAAGCUGACGGAUUUCGGGAUUUCACGCGAACGACUUGACAGAACCAUGACGGCAGGUGUCGGGACUUCAUUGUGGAUGGCCCCUGAGGUGAUGCUGGGGGAACGAUACGGCGUGAAGGCCGAUAUUUUCUCACUUGGAGUUGUCUUGUCGGAGCUGGAUGUUCACUCGCUGCCCUACGCACGAGUAAAGCAGCAAAGUCGCGAGACGAAGGGUCGUGAACUGGGCGACGCCACGCUUCUGCAGCGAGUGUCGACUGGGAAAAUCACUGUCGAGUUUUCCUACCUGAGUCCGAGCUCGAUUGUCGAGCUGGGAAGUGCGUGUGUGUCACUAGAUCCAGCAGACCGGCCGACGGCAGCGGGGGCAAUGUAUCGGCUACAAGUCAUUCUGGCCCAAGAGCUGGCAUCGCCUCGUAACGCCGUUCUUUGA
Molecule: messenger RNA, 1404 nt
Organism: Phytophthora infestans T30-4
Lineage: Eukaryota; Oomycota; Peronosporomycetes; Peronosporales; Peronosporaceae
Product: protein kinase, putative
Exons: 2
Coding region: 1-1404 (467 amino acids)
Biological process (GO): protein phosphorylation
Molecular function (GO): protein kinase activity; ATP binding
Source: RefSeq, a predicted model, not a curated record